This is a messenger RNA of Caenorhabditis angaria, 909 nucleotides long. The record is from the annotation of a GenBank genome assembly. NCBI's taxonomy places the organism in Eukaryota, Metazoa, Nematoda, Chromadorea, Rhabditida, Rhabditidae.
AUGCUCAAAAAAUUUUUGAAAAACGAAAAACUCUGGAAAUCAUUAGACAAAGUCAAAUGGAUUAUUGCUAGUUUUGGAUGGCCGUGCGCAUUUAUUUUUUGGUAAGCCCCAGAAAUUUCAGCAUUCAAAUUUUAAAGAAAAUUUUGCAGGUUUCAAGUGAUGGUUGUUUUAUAUUCGUCUCGUGGUUUGAUGCCACAAAUAAGUCUUUAUAUAUUUCAUUUUCUGUGGAUUAUCAUAACUUGUUCAUUUUUCCAAGCAUCAUUUACACCACCAUUAAAAUGCCGUGAUAUUGUUCCGAUUCCAGAAAAUGGUUGGGAAGGUGAUUAUUGUGAUAAAUGUGAUUAUAUCAAACCAAAAAGAUGGCAUCAUUGUCGAAAAUGUGAUCGAUGUGUUUAUCGAAUGGAUCAUCAUUGUCCAAUUCUUCAAAUGUGCAUUCAUGAGGACAAUCACAAAUUCUUCUUGCUCUUCCUUUGUUGGCCAUUGAUUCUUGCGAUUUUUACAUUGUCUUAUGGAUAUUAUGAUCUUUUUAUGGUUUUUUAUUCGGGUUUCACUUUUGAGAAAAUAUCAACUGAACAACAUUAUAUGGGAACUGGAAUGUCUAAUUCAUUUGUUAGUUUUUUUCGGAACUUAUGAGUGAAAACCUUUAAUUUUCAGAUGGUUGGAUUUGCUGCAUUAUAUCUUCUCAAAUUCCAAAUCCCAAACUUGCUCAGAAAUCAAACGCUUAUCGAAGAAUCGCGAGAUGAUGAUGUAGGUUUAGUUUUUUGUCAGAAUUCCCUUGAACUCAUAUUCUUCUAGCGUUUCGAUUUGGGUGAUUGGAAAUCGAAUUUCAAAUCAAUUAUGGGACCAUUUAUUACAUGUUGGUUACCGGUAAAAAAUCAAAUUAAGAAAAAACAUAUGAAAAUUGAAUGA